AUUUCCCUGCCUCACAUUCCGGAGCGAACUUGCAGAUUUUCCGCGAUGUCAAAAUUCUUUCACAAAUGGCGGAUGGAAUAGUGAAGUGCACGAGAGCAUAAAGUUGUGUUAUCAAGUUACUCUUUAACUAGAAAAAAAUGCCUUUAAGUUGCCGAUUUUUUAAGCAGAAAUUUCCAGAGAUUGACGAUGUUGUAAUGGUAAAUGUUCGCUCCAUUGCUGAUAUGGGAGCUUAUGUUCAUCUUCUUGAAUACAAAAAUAUAGAAGGGAUGAUUUUACUCAGUGAGUUGUCUCGUAGGCGUAUUCGUUCUAUCAACAAACUUAUCCGUGUUGGAAGAAAUGAGUGUGUUGUUGUGAUACGAGUUGAUAAAGAAAAAGGAUAUAUUGAUUUGUCCAAGCGUAGAGUGUCAAUAGAAGAAGUAAAAAAAUGUGAAGAAAAAUAUACUAGGGGUAAAACAGUAGCGAGUAUUCUACGUCAUGUUGGGGAAUUGUUAAAAUAUGAAACGGACGAGCAGCUAGAAAACUUAUUUGAAAAAACUGCAUGGUUUUUUGACGAUAAGUAUAAAGCAACUGGUGGAGCUUACGAAGCUUUUAAACACGCUGUUAAUGAACCUUCUAUUUUAAAUGAAUGUGACUUGGACGAAAAAACAAAAGAAAUACUUAUUUCUAAUAUAAACCGACGAAUGAUGCCUCAAGCUGUAAAGGUUCGUGCUGAUGUUGAAGUCAGCUGUUACAGUUAUGAGGGUAUUGAUGCUGUUAAAUCAGCUCUUCGCAAAGGAUUGCUUUUCUCAACAGAUGACAUGCCUAUAAAGAUUAAUUUAAUAGCACCUCCACUUUAUGUAAUAAGUACAACGACAUUAGAAAGAGAACUAGCUCUAGAGGUUCUUGGUAAAUCAAUUGCCGCUAUCAAAGAAUCUAUAGAAAAAAGUAGCGGAAACUUUGUUGUUAAAAUGGAGCCUAAAGUAGUCACUGACACAGACGAGGCUGAGCUCUCAAAAGAACUUGCUCGUUUGGAGCAAAUGAAUGCAGAAGUUGAUGGCGACGAUUCUCCUGAUGAAGAUAACGAAGGUUCGGGUAACGAAGAUGAUGAAGAUGAUGGAAAACCAGAUCCUGAAGCCUAAUUUUUCAAACAAAUAAAUAAAUUUAAAAAGAUAA
Messenger RNA from Hydra vulgaris (swiftwater hydra), 1152 nucleotides. Its product is annotated as eukaryotic translation initiation factor 2 subunit 1. NCBI's taxonomy places the organism in Eukaryota, Metazoa, Cnidaria, Hydrozoa, Anthoathecata, Hydridae. The record is from RefSeq and is a predicted model, not a curated record. Gene Ontology annotation, molecular function: RNA binding; ribosome binding; translation initiation factor activity. Gene Ontology annotation, biological process: translational initiation. Gene Ontology annotation, cellular component: eukaryotic translation initiation factor 2 complex; eukaryotic 48S preinitiation complex.